AAAUCAGUCCUCCAUCCAUACGUUAAUCGAAAUGAGUAGGAAAUUAAAUUGAAGAACAGCUGAUCAAAGAUAAAGUUCGCAACAGAGUGUGGUCGUCAAUAGGAAACUUUAAUAAGAAUAGUACUAUAAGUUCUGGUUGUGUGAGAUAAAAAUACUGGUAGCCAAGUAUCGUUGAAUUCGAAAUAACAACGAGCGAACAAACAAACCUAGAUCUAAAAUCUUUACAAGAAGAUAAAACGGAUAAGACGAAAUCAUUUACAACGUAAAAAUUUUGAUGUAACAGAUGUUUCUUGAGAGAGAUGUCACAGAUUAACAUUAAGGACUUGUUCGACGAGAGCAGAUUUCCUAGCGGUUGGAAGCUCGGUGUCUUAUUUCUCUACAUACCUGUUGGUGUGGUGCUUGUCGUAAUUCGUCUUUUGAUCGGUCUUCAACUCUGGUUAUUUGCCUCUUUAUUGCCAGACUGUGAGACACUCAGAAUAUGCUUGAACCACGGCUUGACCCUGGCGUUUGGCAUCGUGGUCAAAGUUGAUCCAAAUGGUGAAACGAGGGACAAAAAGUCACGAAUAAUUAUUGCCAAUAAUGUCUCGGCUCUGGACUACUUUGCAUUACGCAGAAAUGCGGAUACAGUUACCCCAAGUCUUUGGGAACUUCCAAGCGCCCUUAGCCACGCCAUGGGACUUCAGGAGAUGAAUAUGAGCAGCAAAGAAGCACUUAUAGCUAAUAUCAAACAAUUUUUAUCAUCAUCGACAAAUAACAUUGCUCUUCAGCCAGAAUUUGGCUCGACUAACAGCCGUGUAGCUCUUUUGAAAUUCAAUUCCUGGCCCUUCAGCAUUCAAUCUUCUGUCCAGCCAGUUGUCAUCAGAACUAAAAGACCCGAUUUUGUCAGUGUUAAGUUAACUUCUGUUGCCUCAACAUGGUGGAUGGAUGUGUUCUGGUUUAUGUACGUUCCCUACACGAUCUUUUCACUGACCUACCUAAAGGUCAAAAGAAACAUGGACUCUGAACUUCUAGCUAGAGAAGUUGAGCGGGAAAUCGCGGUAACUCUUGGAAUUCAAACGAGCAGUCACACCGUGUCCGAUAAAACGGAAUAUGAAAAAAGGUAUGUUCUUGAAAGAACAAGAAGUGGAGCUCUCCAGGAUAGAACUAUGGCUAAUGCCCAGAUAGUAGCAAAUGCAGAAAUGAGAAGGAUGGCGCACCAAGUCAGCGAAGUAUUUCCCUUGGUGCCGUAUAAUGUGAUAAUUAGAGAUUUACUUAAAACAAGAAGCGUGGAUGUUACGAUUUCUAACAUCCUCGAAGGCAUAGUCACUUAUGUACCAGAGCCUGCGCCAACAAACACAAUCAAUCCAGCUUCGGUUAGUAAAGCUCAAACUGCUCAAUGUAAGAGCGGAAGUUCAGCUGGAACUCUUUCUUUCCAAGAAAGAAAAACUAGGAUGAUAGCCGAAGCGAGAGCAAGGUACAUUUUAAAACACGGAUUACCAAAUUUCUGACAGUCUCGCUAUCGAUAUUAUUACUAUUAUUAUCAUUACUAUUAUUACUAUUAUUAUUAUUAGUACUAUUAAUAUUACUAGAAAUGAUAUACUGUACAUGAAUCUUUGCGCUGUAUGUAUUUACUAUGUCAUGAUAAUACAGUCUUGUUUUUAAAAUA
Athalia rosae (coleseed sawfly) is the source of this 1645-nucleotide messenger RNA. RefSeq names its product lipid droplet-regulating VLDL assembly factor AUP1-like. The transcript has 3 exons. Lineage: Eukaryota; Metazoa; Arthropoda; Insecta; Hymenoptera; Athaliidae. Gene Ontology annotation, molecular function: ubiquitin binding. The coding region runs from base 300 to 1487 and encodes 395 amino acids. Gene Ontology annotation, cellular component: membrane. The record is from RefSeq and is a predicted model, not a curated record.